AUGGCGAGCUCAAAUAGUCCUGGGCAGGGCAAUGACGCGACCCGCGACGAUGCCCCACUAGCACAGCAACAUGCGCAAACGCACACCAACGCACCCUCGAGUUCUCAAAACAGCUCAGACAUCAACCGUGUUCCCGCCCACGACGCACCGAGUCUCGAGAACCCACCACCCGCGUACACGGAGUUGCCAGGACAAGUCGACAAUGAAGAGCUGGGCACAAAUGCAGUCGUGGCCGACGAUGGUCGUGUCAACAUUCGAAUAGACCAAAAGAGCCGUGCCCUUUCGCAGCUCAUCCUCCCACAGAUCCAGCGUCAGCUCACACAUGCACAAGAAGACCCCGAGCCGCCUCCACCUUACGUCCCAGAGUUCCUCGGCGGUGCACCCGGCCAGCAGCCUCCACCCCCGCUAAACGUCGUCAUACAAGUCGUGGGCUCUCGUGGUGAUGUGCAGCCAUUCGUCGCACUAGGCAAGGUGCUCAAGGAAACAUACGGCCACAGAGUGCGUUUGGCGACACACCCGACCUUCAAGGAUUUCGUCAUUGAAAAUGGAUUGGAGUUUUUCAGCAUCGGCGGUGAUCCAGCCGAACUCAUGGCGUUCAUGGUGAAGAACCCGGGCUUGAUGCCCGGCUUCGACACAUUGCGCAGUGGUGAUAUUGGCAAGAGGAGAAAGGGUAUUGCAGAGAUUCUGAGCGGCACAUGGAGGUCCUGCAUAGAGACAGGAAACGGUCUCGGCGUAGAUCCUCUCCAGCAAACGGUCGAAGAGUGGAUGGGCAUCGAGGAACAACUGCCAGAACAACUGCGGAAGCCAUUCGUCGCCGAUGCAAUCAUCGCAAACCCUCCCAGCUUCGGACACAUACAUUGCGCCGAGAAGCUGGGCAUACCUAUACACAUGAUGUUCACUAUGCCAUGGUCCCCUACGCAGCAAUUCCCGCAUCCGCUUGCCAACAUCCAAUCUACAAACGCAGACCCAACGAUUACAAACUACAUGUCAUAUAUCAUGGUCGAUGUGCUGACAUGGCAAGGCCUGGGAGAUGUCAUCAAUAGGUUCCGCAAGGACAGUCUUCGCCUGGACCCCAUCAGCGGAGUUUGGGCACCUGCUAUGCUCGCGCGACUGAAGGUCCCUUUUACAUAUUGCUGGUCUCCAGCACUCAUUCCAAAACCCAAGGAUUGGAACCACCACAUCUCUGUUGCAGGCUUCUACUUCCUCAACCUCGCUUCAAACUACACACCAGAUCCAGACCUUGCAGCUUUUCUCGAUGGAGGCGAGCCACCCGUUUACAUCGGAUUUGGUUCAAUCGUCGUGGACGAUCCAAACGCCAUGACUAAGAUGAUCUUCGAUGCUGUGAAGAUCACUGGAAAGCGAGCCUUGGUAUCUAAAGGCUGGGGUGGGUUGGGAGCUGAUGACCUUGGAAAGCCUGAUGGUGUUUUCAUGCUUGGGAACUGCCCACACGACUGGCUAUUCAAGCGCGUUUCUGCUGUCGUGCAUCAUGGUGGUGCCGGGACUACAGCAGCCGGUAUCGCAACCGGAAAGCCUACCGUUGUUGUGCCAUUCUUUGGAGACCAAGCCUUCUGGGGGGCCAUGGUAUCAAGGGCAGGCGCUGGGCCUGAUCCCAUCCCCUACAAAGAUCUCACUGCAGAGAAGCUCGCUGGAGCUAUUAGUGAGGCGCUUAAGCCGGAAUCACUUGACCGGGCCCAAGAACUUUGCGACAAGAUCAAGCAAGAGAACGGGACGCAGAAGGGUGCCCAGUCCUUCCAUCAGAUGCUGAACUACGACGAAUUGCGAUGUGCUAUCAUGCCGAACAAACCUGCGGUCUGGAGGCUCAAACGUACUGACGUUAAAUUGAGCGCCAAAGCGGCUACAGUACUGGCCCAACAAGGCGAAGUGAAUUUUUCCGAAAUGAAACUUUAUCGCCCUCGCGAGUAUGUUCCGGAUGAGGGCCCUUGGGAUCCAGUCUCUGGUGCAGCUGGUGCUCUAAUGGGCACUGCAACUUCGGUCAUGAUGGGUGUUGCUGACAUGCCUAUUCAGACCCUCAAGUUGCUCAACAUUCACCCUGAUGCUAGAUCUAAAAAAGGAAAAGAGAAGAGAACGGGCACUGGAACAUCUUCAAUAGGUGAAGGAAGUAGCAGUGGGCGUCCGGUGACAACACGAAGUGGAACUGGUGCCUCCGAGCGCUCAGGCAGAAGUGGUGCCUCGACGCCAACGGCUGCCGAUGCUGCUGCUGACAUAGCCCGGAUGCAGGCCGACAAUCCAGCAGUCACUAGCCCCGGCUCUCCUGGCUCGAGAUCACGAUCUAGAAGUCGUUCUAGAUCUGCGGCUACUUCGACGGCUCCCUCUAACACAGCGCCUAAACCGUCCAUGGCAGAGAACGUCGAUUCUGCGGUAGACACUGGAAAGGGUUUAGCUAGGAUCAUUGGUGCUGGCUUCAAGUCUCCAAUGGACUUCUCUCUUAACGUUGCCAAGGGGUUUCACAACGUACCGAAGCUCUACGGAGCUGAAGUACGACAGGUCGACAAAGUUACUGACUUUCAGAGCGGCAUGCGGACAGCUGCCAAGGAAUUCGGCUAUGGUCUAUAUGACGGUAUAACCGGCAUCGUUACGGAUCCUUAUAAAGGCGCCAAGAAGGAAGGUGGUAUUGGCUUUGUCAAGGGAGUUGGACGCGGUAUUAUGAGCGUUCCAUUCCGGGUCAUGGGUGGUGCUUGGUCUGUGCCCGGCUAUGCUAUGAAGGGACUUUACCAGGAAAUGGUCAAGAGCAAGGGAAAGAGUGUACAGAAUUACAUCAUCGCAGCGCGCAUUGCACAGGGAUACGAUGAAGCAUCCGAGGUGACGCAAGAAGAACGUGACGAGAUCGUCAAGACUUGGGGCCACAUGAAAUGGGGCAUCAAGAAGAAGCGGAACGUCGGAGCUGAGCAAAUGGACUCGCUUCAUUCACUGGUCCAGCAGAAGAGAGACAAGAAGAAUGAGCGCUCUGCCAGGCUCAGUUCGCAGACUGGUGGUCCUGGAGUUCAGCAAUCGGCACACGCAAACUCUAUUCUGCAAGGCAGCAUAGCAGGUCCAUACCCUGAUCCACCAAGAAGGCGUGGUGUCGAGCCAGAAAUUCGGUCGACAGUUCCUAGUUGGCGUCAACAAGAAGCCGAACGAACACGUGCUUUGAGGCGACAGGACACUACCACUUCGAGUUCCCCGUCGGUCGCACCAUCCCAGCAAUCGCAGGCUGAUCUUGAGGCACAGCUCAGGGCGGAAGAAGAAGAAGAUCAGCGUGAACUAGAGCGAGCUAUUGCCGCAUCAGUUGCAGAGUCCUCUCGAGGAGACCCUGAGGAAGACCGACUAAUCGCCUCUGCUAUUCGUGCAUCAAUCGCUGAACUCGAACGUGCUCCAGCCGGUAGCAACCCCUCGCAGCAGGAUGAAGAGGAGGCACUACACCGCGCCAUGACUGCCAGCAUGGAAGAAGCCGGCAAACUCAACGUGACUGAAGAGGAGCAAAAGGCGUUCGAAGAAACAUUGAGGAAGAGCCUACUCGAGACGAGCAAGAAAAGACAGGUUGGCAGCGAUAACGAAUGGGACUCUGAUGCCGAUACGGAAGACGACGAAGAUUACAAACGUAUCAUCGCCGAGUCUAAGCAACUCGCUCAUGUCCACGCGAACCACCCGGGUGAGUACGCCAACUCAGCUCAAGGCGCACAGCAGGAGCGUGGAGUUAUGGAUGCCAUGAGCCAGGCUAUUGGUGCCGCAGAUGAUGACGAAUAUGAAGAUAGGAGUCAUAGGAUAGAGAUGCGAGAUGAUGACCAUGAGGAUGAUGACGCGGAGCUCAAAAGAGUAAUGGAAGAGAGCGAGAAAGCGGAGAAUGAGCGUAUGCAGAAGCUGGAGAAGCAGAAGACGGAGGAGGAUAUCGUCAUGGAGUAUGUUCGGCAACAGAGUUUGCUCGAAGAAGAACAUAGACAAAGGGUGGCCAACGGGAGGGACGCAAAUGGAGGAGGGAGUAGCGCCGGUGCCGGGAGGUAG
This is a messenger RNA of Alternaria arborescens, 3999 nucleotides long. RefSeq names its product Sterol 3-beta-glucosyltransferase. Gene Ontology annotation, biological process: carbohydrate metabolic process. Lineage: Eukaryota; Fungi; Ascomycota; Dothideomycetes; Pleosporales; Pleosporaceae. The coding region runs from base 1 to 3999 and encodes 1332 amino acids. The transcript is spliced from 7 exons. Gene Ontology annotation, molecular function: hexosyltransferase activity; UDP-glycosyltransferase activity. The record is from RefSeq and is a predicted model, not a curated record.